AUGGAACAACUAACAGAGCUAAUACCUUUCCUUCAAGAGCAAAAGCCAGAGAUUAAGAUCUUGGCGUUGCAACAUAUCUCUGGUGUAUCAGGUGAUGCAGAGGCCAUUGAGGUACUCAAGAAGACAAAUAUAGUAGUACAUCUCAUUAGACUCAUUGGUGAUGAAAAUAAUACCAUCAAUCGAUUGGCAAUGACAACAUUGAUCAACUUUUGUCAGGACAGAGAUAUGCUCAGUGACAUUGUCAAGAGGAACAUCGUACCUAGACUGGUGGAUGGUGCAUGCGAUAUAAAGAACAAGUUGAGAGAGGUCUACUCCAUACUAUUGUCAAACAUUACACAUACAAAGGAGGGAUGCACACAGUUAAUGCAGUAUGGAAGAGAGCUACAGGGAUUCUAUAUAUUGAAGUUAGCCAAUAUGUUGACUUCACCAACCGAUGGCGAGGACAAACUCAAGAGCACAAAGGGAAAUUGGGUGGUCAACAUCCUUCUCAACGUUACACAGAUCGAAGAGGGAAGACGUAUCAUCAUGAACAAGGACAAUGGCAUUAUCGGUGGUUUACUGCCACUGUUUGAGCAUCAAAGCGUCAUUAUUCGUCGUGGCGUCGUUGGCAUCGUGAGAAACUGCUGCUUCGACGAGGCCGAUCAUCCAGCACUGUUGGACAGCAAACUGGAUGUGCUCACCAAGCUCCUGUUAAUCAUUAGAGGUCCAGACAUUCUGACUGACGAGGAAAUGCAAGGCAUGAACCCAUUGCUCCACAACCAGCCACAUCAACCAAGUGUUGAUCGCGAAGAGGACAAGGAGACAAGAAAGUCCGUCAUCGAUUCACUCAUCUUCCUCACUGCAACCAGAGAGUCUAGAGAUCUAAUGAGAGCUGUUAAAGUGUAUCCAAUCAUUAGGAACUAUCAUUUGGUGGAGAAGGAUGAGGAGAUUGGCGAUAACAUAGAGAAGGUUGUGGAUAUGUUGAUCAGAGAUGAAGAAGAUGAACAGGAUCAAUCAACUAAUAACAAGGAUGAUAAUGUGGAAGCUGUCAGCAACAACAACAACAACAACAACAACAACAACAACAAUAACGAUGAUGAUGAUGCCUCUGCA
Acytostelium subglobosum LB1 is the source of this 1092-nucleotide messenger RNA. RefSeq lists its product as hypothetical. The annotation marks the transcript as partial. Lineage: Eukaryota; Evosea; Eumycetozoa; Acytosteliales; Acytosteliaceae. The record is from RefSeq and is a predicted model, not a curated record. The transcript has 5 exons.